This is a messenger RNA of Pyricularia oryzae 70-15, 1761 nucleotides long. Its product is annotated as sideroflexin-5. Bases 440 to 1462 code for a protein of 340 amino acids. Gene Ontology annotation, cellular component: mitochondrial inner membrane. The transcript is spliced from 4 exons. Gene Ontology annotation, molecular function: monoatomic ion transmembrane transporter activity. Gene Ontology annotation, biological process: monoatomic ion transport; mitochondrial transmembrane transport. The record is from RefSeq and is a predicted model, not a curated record. Lineage: Eukaryota; Fungi; Ascomycota; Sordariomycetes; Magnaporthales; Pyriculariaceae.
CACCGAAAUCGGCAGGGUAAGGUAACAUCACUGAUCAUUUCUGGUUUGUUCAAAGGGUUCAUUCACUCACCGCUGGACAAAAAUCCAAUCUUGGCAAUAAUUGACUUGGAGCGAAUCUUCCAGUGUAGAAAUCUCGGCAGGCUGCCUUUUGUGGCUGUCAAUUGGCACUUCUUAUUCCCUUCGUUUUUAUCCAUUGGCGUCCGGGUUGGGAAUUUUUUAAGUUUUCUUUUAUUACAUUUUAUGCGACAAAGCGUGGGGCAGCAGAUCUGGCUCUCUGAAUUUGGUUUGCUCAUUCAGACAGGCUCCAUAGCUACCUACCUAGGUAGCGUUACAUACAUACCUACGCCUGGCAGUCUUCCAAUCGCGUUUCUUCCUGACACGCGCUAUAACCUCCUGUCAAAUUUGGGGACUUCUAGGACUGGGCUGUAUUCCUGUCGCCAUGUCGGCCUCACUACCGGGAAACAGGGAACUUCCAGGCUCUCAGUAUGAUCUAAACACAUACUGGGGCCGCGUUCGCCAUGCGGCUGGCAUAACGGAUCCGAGGACUCUGUUUGUCGGAAAAUCUGGCCUGGAGCAGGCCAAACAGGCUCUGAUAUCAUACAAGCAGGGAAGUGUCAAAGAGAUGACACCUGAGCUGUGGAAGGCAAAGAAGAUUGUGGACUCGACACUUCACCCAGAUAAUGGCGAGCCGGUUUUCCUCCCCUUCCGCAUGUCGUGCUAUGUUCUGUCGAACUUGGUUGUUACAGCUGGAAUGCUGCAACCAGGUCUCAGUACCACGGGAACAGUUGCCUGGCAAGUAGUUAACCAGUCUCUCAACGUCGCUGUCAACAGCGCCAACGCCAACAAGUCCUCCCCUCUUACCUUUUCCAAGCUGGCGCAAUCUUACUUUCUCGCAGUAGGAGCCUCAUGCUCUGUUGCAGUCGGGCUCAACAGCCUUGUCCCGCGCUUGACCUCGCUCAAGCCCUCCACGCGCCUCGUGCUUAGCCGUCUGGUCCCCUUCGCUGCCGUGGCCUCGGCCGGUGCACUGAAUGUCUUCCUCAUGCGAAGUGAGGAGAUUCGCCGGGGUAUUGACGUGUUCCCUGUGCUUUCAGAGGCGGACAAGGCCAGGUUGGCGGCCGAGGGCAAGGCCGAGAGCGAGGUUCAGAGCCUGGGCAAGAGCAAGGUCGCGGCCAAACUGGCGGUCGGCGAGACGGCGUUGUCAAGGGUGCUGAACGGCUCCCCCAUCAUGGUAAUCCCACCGCUGGUGCUAGUGCGGCUGCAAAAGACCGAGUGGCUCAAGAGGAGCCCAAGGUUGACGUUGCCUAUCAAUCUGGGGCUCAUCUUGGCAACCAGUUACGCGGUACUCCCGCUUGCGCUGGCAGCUUUCCCGCAGAGACAGAAGAUCUCGGCUGAGAGACUUGAGGAGGAGUUCCACGGGCGUGGAGGAGAGGGCGGUAUGGUCGUGUUUACGAGGGGAUUGUAGUUGGGGACCACCGCCUCUUUGUCCGAUGGACUUGACGCUGCCACCCACCGCCUCUUUCUGGGCUUGACUGAGUUUCCGCUUACCUCACCUACCCUGAACCUACCACAACCUAGACACUGCUAUCCCCUAGAUUGCUGAGUUAUUUAUGUUAGCCUUGUAGACUUUGGCGCAUUGCUAGUUGGUUGCGUACAUGGUGCGUACUGAAUAAACUAUAGAUGGGACGCAACUGAAGCAGUUUUUGUACUCAAAUCAACGGUCAAUAGCUUGAAGUCCGAGCAGUUUGCUAGGCGAGUCGUGCA